AGCAGCUUACAACCAGUUCCUAGAUGGUUGGGUUCAAGAUAUUAUGGCUUUUAAACCACUAGCAAAGGUUCUUCACUCUCAGUGGUUAGCAGAAAAGGUACUGCAGCCCUGGAUAAGUCGAGAUGGUAUUAUUCCAUCAGCCCACUGUUCUUGUACAGUUGGACUUGGAGAGUCCUGCACUCAUGUGGCAGCCACUUUAUUUAUGCUGGAAGCAAACACCAGACUAAAAGAGAGUAAGACAGUUAGUUACAGGUUGUCAUCUUACUGGAUAAAUCCAUCAGAGCUUAAAAAAGUUUUGCCAACUAAGGUUUCUGAGAUUGACUUCACCUCAUUAAAAAACAAAAAGAAGAAUAGGUUUGUGCCUGUGCUUUAA
Messenger RNA from Biomphalaria glabrata, 373 nucleotides. RefSeq lists its product as uncharacterized. The transcript is spliced from 3 exons. The record is from RefSeq and is a predicted model, not a curated record. Gene Ontology annotation, molecular function: zinc ion binding. The coding region runs from base 44 to 373 and encodes 109 amino acids. Lineage: Eukaryota; Metazoa; Mollusca; Gastropoda; Planorbidae.